Molecule: messenger RNA, 1901 nt
Organism: Nothobranchius furzeri (turquoise killifish)
Lineage: Eukaryota; Metazoa; Chordata; Actinopteri; Cyprinodontiformes; Nothobranchiidae
Source: RefSeq, a predicted model, not a curated record
AAGGUGAGCGCAGACGCUCUGAAGACGCUCGGCUGGAGGGACAUGGAACUAGUGCCGGCAUUUCCUGGAGUGAAGGACGCCAAUGCAGAGCCAAGACAAUGCAUCCCGAGAGGAUCACCAAAGGGCUUUACUCCGACAGUUUCAUAAGGGGACACCUAUGUACAAAACACCCUGCAAUCAGCAUACAAGUGUUAUAAUUUUCAUGAAUAAAAAGUUUGAAAUGAAUAGAAAACACCCCGAUUUAAAGGCACUGCAUCAAUCUGAGCAGAACCAUCAGGUUUGAGUGGGUGUGCGGUCUCAUCCUUCCAAGCUUGGGUCUUCUACCAGAGGCCUGGGAGCUUGAGGGCUCUGCCAGUCCUCCAGUUUGGGGGUUCCUGCCCCGAUGACCACGGUCACCACUGAUGUCUUCACUCUCCAGGCUUUCUCAAGUUCUGCUUUGAGGCCUUGCCCACCCUCACAUCCGCCCUCUACCGCCCGUCUCCUCCCAGCCGAGCCCACUCCCUCCUCACCAGCGGAACCAAUGAGACUCAGUGGAGAAAUUGCAGACCAAAAUCAACCAGUGUUCAGUGGGAGCGGAUUAAACAAGAGUUUCCAGGAGCUAGAAGCACCAAGCAGCUUCCUCUCACCUUGGACCACGACGAAUGACGUGCAGGAAGCGACCUCUCCUGCGACCAGCCUGACCGGCCCGGCGACCUGCGUCACCAAAGUGGAGCUGCGAGUGUCGUGCAAAGCUCUGCUGGACCGAGACACAUUGAACAAGUCAGACCCGUGUGUCGUCCUCAUGGUGCAGAACAACGGGCAGUGGGUUGAGGACACCAUGGCAGCCUGUGUGUCUCCAACAUCAGCUACACAACGCAGCAAGUCCAUUUGGAUCAUUGGAGACAGCUACGUGAGGCGUGGUGCCCAGAGAGCUGCAGAGACCGUCGGAGACAACCUUGGCCUCCCUGACGUCUGUGUCUCCUGGUUUGGUUGGGGCGGACUGAGGUGGAAAGACCUUCUCCCCUUCUUUCACUCCCUUCAUGGAAGAGCAGCUCCUCAUGUCCUCAUCAUUCACUGCGGCGGCAAUGACAUGGGGGUGGUCAGCAGUGUGACGCUGGUCAACAUGAUGAAGGAGGACCUUCACCGGCUUCACCUUCUCCACCCUCAUAUGACCAUCAUCAUGUCGUCCAUCACCCAAAGGUGUAGAUGGAGGGCAGGUGUAAAACCUGCCAAAAUUGAGAAGGCCCGGAGGUUCGUCAACAGUGUAAUGGCUACUUUUAUUUCUAGUUUAAAUGGUGCAGUUGUUGUGCAUCCUCACAUCAGACAUGACAGUCCAGGGAUAUUUUUGUCAGACAGAGGGUGUGUCCGAAUCCAGAGGAAGGAUGCUUGUAAGAGCGCAUUAUGAGGUCGAUGACGUCAAAGCGCAGCGACGAGUACUGUCCGAAUUCCAAGAAUACUCAUUCUCGCGUCCUCAAACGCGUCCUCGCUCCACCCACAUUUCGAGGAUGGGUCUGAUGGAUCCUCACAGGAGCAAGGGUAUCCCAGCAUGCUUUGCGCGCCGGCUGCUGGACUCGACACUCGCAACAAUGGCGGACGGAGCGGGAGAGCAGUACAGCUUAAAAUGAUGGGUCAAGUGCAGCAGUGGGGGACACAGAUGAGAGGGAGAGUGGUGAGAGUCAGCCGACAACAUAGGGAGAAAAAGAAAGAGCAGCAGGGAUGAUGAACUCCUUGACGUCAUCAGGGAGGACAUCAGACAGCAGAGGGAAGCGGAGGAGAGGAGAGAAAGGAUGAUGGAAAGAUUUUUAGCCCUCAUGGAGAGAAUGGUGGAGAAAUAGUUUAAUUUAAAUUAGUUUUUGUUCUGGUUCAAGAUAUUUGUUAUGAAAUUUUAUAUUUGUUGGAAUGUAUUUGACAUUUGAUGAAAU